AUGCAUGUUAAUGUCAAGUCCGUUCUGAGCCAGGUUAUAGUUGUAAAAAUCAUCAACUCGCCAGAGUUGAGAUUCACACCUCUGGCAACAUGGGAUCCAGUUCAUGGCUUGAACGGCACCCUGACAGACAGGAAAUUGGAAAAUAACAUGAGAGGAGUGGUGCUACGAGUCGUCACUAUCCUGGAGGAGCCGUUUGUAAUGGUGUCAGAGAACGUUCUGGGAAAACCGAAGAAGUACCAAGGCUAUUCCAUUGACGUCCUGGAUGCUCUGUCCGACUACCUGGGCUUUAAGUAUGAGAUCUACGUCGCUCCAGACCAUAAAUACGGCAGUUUGCAGCCUGACGGGCAAUGGAACGGACUGAUGGGGGAAUUGGUCUUUAAGCGAGCAGAUGUGGGACUUUCUGCCCUGACCAUCACGCCUGAGCGAGAGAGCGUCGUGGACUUCACCACACGCUACAUGGAUUAUUCAGUGGGUGUUCUGCUGCGCAAAGCUGAACGCACUGUGGACAUGUUUGCCUGCCUGGCGCCCUUCGACCUGUCACUGUGGGCGUGCAUUGCGGGCACCGUGCUCCUCGUUGGCAUCCUGGUGUACCUGCUCAACUGGCUCAACCCUCCCCGGCUACCCAUGGGCUCUGUGUCACCGACAACACUGUACAACUCCAUGUGGUUCGUGUACGGCUCCUUCGUACAACAAGGUAAGGAAGAAAUUCGCAGCAUGUAUGGCAGGGUGUUUGAUGUUUCUGUGAUGGGAGGCCUCAUUGCUCUCCUCCUCCUUAUUCUCCUCUUCACCCUCGUCCUGUAUACGCGCCACCGGUGGUGCAAGCGCCGCCGUAUCCCACAGAAGAGCGCCAGCACCGAGGCCACCCAUGAGAUCCACUACAUCCCCUCUGUUCUACUGGGACCCCAGGGCAGAGACAGCUACCGGGGCUCUCGAAACGCACACCAGCACGGGAACUCCGUCAUCGGUAUGCCCAUCCGGGAGACCCCCAUUCUCGAUGACUACGACUGCGAUGACGAUGACCAAUGUGGACACUCCCUUAACUCCACGCCAAACCAGCUCCACAACAAGCUGAGUGACGGGAAGUUCCACGAGGACUACGGGGUUAACAUCGGAGGGCACACAGACAUGACGUGCAAAGAGAAUGAGAUUAAACAUAAUUUCGAAAUACGAGUACGCCCAGGUAUCUUCGGAGACGCUCACUCCUGGGGAGAGUUCAGACACUACGCCAGCGGGUCUUCGGGAGCCCUUCGUUUCUGGGGCCACUUUCUGACAGUACGCAGGUAUCUUCGGGAGGCCAUCACCCUGGGCGGACAUACGGUCUUCUGGGCCACGCAGACAGAGCCCGAGUCUCCACUAAGAAGGAAAGUGGUUGCCGCCUUCGCUGCGAAGGUUCUUGAGACUGUGCGAGUGAAAUCUUCCUCCCGAACAGUCGACUACGACCCGCAUUGCUUUGCUCCGUGCCGUGAAGGGAGUCGGAGGCGAGGUACAAAGUCCCGCGUCUUUCGACGUCGUCGUAGUCGUAGUAGUAGUCUUCCUCCCCCAGAUGGUGAGCAGUCGAUGGAGGCUCUACACCUAGGUCCCCGCCUCUCGUCGCACUAUGCAGAAGCAAGUCCUGGCUAA
This is a messenger RNA of Notothenia coriiceps (black rockcod), 1620 nucleotides long. NCBI's taxonomy places the organism in Eukaryota, Metazoa, Chordata, Actinopteri, Perciformes, Nototheniidae. The record is from RefSeq and is a predicted model, not a curated record.